Molecule: messenger RNA, 4155 nt
Organism: Aspergillus calidoustus
Lineage: Eukaryota; Fungi; Ascomycota; Eurotiomycetes; Eurotiales; Aspergillaceae
Source: the annotation of a GenBank genome assembly
AUGCUCUCGCAGCUUGUUCGCCAAAGAAGCGCCGCGGCGCAGCUUCGACUACUGAAAGGCCGCUCGCUCCUCCAAUCAUCGACAAAAUCUCGCCAUCAUUUCAACUCCAGUCGACUGGGUUCAUUAUCAUAUUCUUCCAGCAAUGCGUCCACAGAAAGCUCUCCCCGUCGUCCCUCUUUCCAGUCAAGCCGGACCCUUGCCACUGCUACAGACAACCACCUGACCGUCGACGGAAGCUCCUUUCUCUCAAACACCAAUACGAUCCUCGAGGAUAGUGAAUACAAUCCUGACUUUGGACACAGAGUUUGGGGACGUAAAUCGUGGGGUACGAAGGAUGAGUACUUUCCAUCGGCUGAUCCAAGUUCUCUCGUCAUCCUGGAGGAGUUCUUGCUCACCACACCAAAAGUGGCGAGGAAGGUCAAAGGCGUCGGAGGUGAUGAACGGGAGAUGCUGGCGAACUUUCAGCUGUCGCUCAGGGUUUUUCAAUUCGACCGAGCUAGCAAACUCCUCACUCGCUUGAGAGAGUAUUAUCCUAUCCACUCCUCUGGCUAUCUGGAUCUUCAUAACAAGUUUCUGGAAGCUAUGGUAUCUCACGCCAUUGAUACUGGGAAGCAGGAGUUGGCAUUGCAAGUUCAGAGAUGGUUUGAAGUGGACAUGCCUUAUGGCGAUGUUAAGCCGAAUGGGACGACUUUCGCAAUCAUGAUUCACCUGGCGCUCCGGAUGCUCAGUAACACUCAGCGCGAUAGAGCCGUUCGUCGGUAUUGGUCUUUUGCGAAAGGGGCAGAUCUGGAAGAAGAAGUUUUGGCUGACCCCGUCCUUUCCGAACGCGAGCUUGGACUGUUGUCGGAGAUCUGUUCCGCAGACCUCCAACGAGUUGCCAUUGACAGCAUGGAAUUUCGAACAAGCCAGAGUGAUGGACCACCGAUUCCCGAUGUUACCCCCGUCAGACCCACCGCACAGCUAGGAUCUGGUCUUUCCACUUUAAAGGAGUCGAUAGCCAUGUUUUCAUCCGCUAUUGUUCCUGUGAAAGCGGAUUCAGCCUCUGUGGAAACCACCGAGCUUUACAAUCAACGCCGACAAGAACAACUUGAAAAAGAUGUGAUGCGAUCGGCCCUUAAACGCUGGGAAGAUGAUAUGGAAACCUUCAAAAAGGUCAAUCCUAAUGCUCAGAUUCACAGCAAGCAACUGGGCCCUCUUCUGUACGAGUGGCAGCAAAGACUCACAGAAAACAUCAGGGAGGAAUUGAAGCUCGUUAAUGAAGCGCAAACGAACCCUAUACGGACCCAGCAACAAAAAGAUCGGUGUGAGUACGGUGUGUAUUUGCACGUGUUUGAUCCAGAACGACUGGCAUCAUUGACCAUCCUCGCUGUUAUGGGCUCUCUCAUCCGUCAGGGCCUGGAUAAAGGGAUAAAACUCUCCGUCCUAGUGUCGAUGAUUGGAAAUGAUCUGUACGACGAACUUAUGGCCAGCAAAGCCCUAGAGGCACAUAAGAACGCCGGAGCGAGCAAGGAACGUUUGAGUCAAAUGAAGAAAAUGCUCCACGGGCGUAAGAUGAAGCAGAACGAGGACCAGUGGCGAUAUCUGCUGCAAAAAAUGGAGAAAGGUGAUCCGCUCGUGGCCUGGCCUUCAUCUGCCAAGGCUCAAGUUGGAGCUGUACUGCUGGGUUUGCUCUUUGAAGCUGCGAAAGUUUCCGUUCGACAUAGUGGGCCCGACAAGGAGUCGGCCAGAUGGACCAAGCAGCCUGCCUUCCAGCACUCGUAUCAGAUCAACUGGGGCAAGCGAAAUGGAUACGUCCAUGUCCACCCUGCAUUUGUCAAGCUCGUUUCCAGGCAGCCAUCCCUGGAGUUGCUUGGUCGCCGCCUGCCAAUGAUUUGCAAACCUCGACCGUGGACUGGGUUCACUGAUGGUGCAUACCUCUUGCACAGUGACAGAAUAGUCCGUACCACUCCUGGCGAGAGCUUGCAACCCAGGUAUGUCCAGGCCGCAUUGCAGAACAACGGACUUGAGCAGAUACGUCAGGGGCUGGACAUUCUUGGCACCACUGGAUGGAACAUCAACCGCGACGUUUUCAAUGUUCAGCUUGAGGCCUGGAAUACCGGAGAUCCCAUUGCUGACCUCGCCCCUCUUGAACCCAAUCUACCCCACCCACCUAAACCGUCGCCCGAGGAGGGCCAUCAAGCCAUGAGAAAAUGGAAUGAGAGCGUGCAAGAGAUUGAAAACCUACGGAGUGGAUACCAUUCCCAGCGGUGCUUCCAGAAUUUCCAGUUGGAGGUGGCCCGUUCCUACCUUAAUGAAACCUUCUACUUCCCACAUAACAUGGAUUUUCGUGGCCGAGCAUAUCCUCUUCCUCCCUAUCUCAACCAAAUGGGCGCUGAUAACGUAAGGGGUCUUCUUCUCUUUAGCGAGGCGAAGCCGCUUGGGGAAAGGGGUUUGAGGUGGCUAAAGAUUCAGAUUGCCAACCUUGCUGGGUUUGACAAGGCCAGUCUUUCGGAGCGAGAGCAGUUCGCCAUGGACAACCUGGACGACAUUAUCGACUCUGCAAACAACGGUCUUCAUGGCCGGCGCUGGUGGCUCAAGGCUGAGGAUCCCUGGCAAUGCUUAGCCGCCUGUUGUGAGCUGCGAAACGCAUUGAACCACCCAGUUCCUGCCGAAUAUCCCUCCCGCUUGCCUAUCCAUCAGGAUGGCUCCUGCAAUGGUCUCCAGCAUUACGCUGCCCUUGGCGGUGAUCUUGAAGGUGCUCAGCAAGUCAACCUUGAGCCCUCUGACCGCCCAUCCGACGUUUACUCUGGCGUUGCCGACUUCGUCAAGCGAACCGUUUCACGGGAGGCCGCGGAGGGCAACCCUGUUGCGAAGCUUUUGGACGGAAAGAUCACCCGCAAGGUCGUCAAGCAAACCGUUAUGACGAAUGUUUAUGGUGUGACCUUUAUGGGAGCCAUGAAGCAGGUUCGAAGGCAGCUGGCAGACUACUAUCCUGAACUCACUCGCGUCGAAAGAAAUCAAGGAGCCUUCUAUGUCGCCGAAAAGAUCUUUGAAGCCCUGGGUUCGAUGUUCAAUGGAGCACAUCAAAUUCAGUACUGGCUCGGCGACUGUGCCAGCCGCAUCACCUCAGCGCUCAACCCGCAGCAGGUUGAAAUGAUUGCUCAAAAAUUCAUGACAGCCGGAGAUGAAGCCCCUGGUGAACGAGCCCACGCAUCCCGAACCACAGGUUCUGACCUGGCGAAAGAGUUCAAGUCGACCGUCAUCUGGACGACCCCGCUAGGUCUGCCUGUCGUCCAGCCGUAUCGGACUCGAGCUGUCAAGCGCGUGUCAACAACCUUCCAGUCAUUGAGUGUUGUCGAACCCACCUCUAGCACUAAUGUGUCUCGGCGCAAGCAACUGCAGGCCUUCCCCCCCAACUUUAUUCACUCUUUGGAUGCGACACACAUGAUGCUGUCUGCGAUUGCUUGCCGGAAAGCUGGCCUUAGUUUCUCUGCCGUCCACGAUUCUUUCUGGACGCACGCUUCGGAUGUUGAUACGAUGAAUGGGAUCCUCCGCGAUGAAUUUGUUCGGAUGCACUCCGAUGACGUGGUUAAGCGAUUGGCGGCAGAGUUUGAAGUGCGGUACGGACAGCACAUGUAUCUUGCCAGGGUGCCGAGAGCCGGCAAGAUCGGACUGGCGAUUCGCGACCUUCGGAAGGGCGGGGGCUAUACAUUGACCGGGGAGCUCGUUGCGGAACACAAGAGGCAGCAGCUGUUGAACUCCGACGAUCCGGAAAUGCAAGCUCAAGGGCGUGAAAUGAUUACACCAGCCGCUGUCUUUGAGAAGCUUGGUGGCACCGAUGACGAUCUCUAUAUCCCUCAGUCCCUCGGCCGCAGUAGGGCACCUAGCCGUGAAGAUCUGGAGGCUGCUAAAAAGCAGCUUGGCGAAAGUGACGAAACGGACCCGCUCGUUGACAGCCUCCUUACAGGCGACUUUGACAACGCGAACUCGCUUGCGUCGGAAGCCGGUGUGGAGGAAGCUACCGACCUUGAAGAACAUGCGGUGCCGAAGAAGAAGAAUCAAGCCCCCCUCGCGACUACUUAUUGGCUGUGGAUGCCGAUGCGGUUCCGAGAGGUGCCUAAGAAGGGCGCGUGGGAUUUGACGCGGAUUCGGGACAGCGCAUAUUUCUUUUCUUGA